UCCAGGGAGCCGGGAGGGGAGAGAGGAGGCGGCGGGGCGGAGCCGUCCCCGCGCCCCCUGCAGGCGCCCGGCCGAGGGCGAGCCCGCCGAGCCCCGCCGAGCCUGACCGCACCGCCCCCGGCGCGCCUGGCGCUGUCUGGCCGGUCGCUCGGCCCGCCGGGUGGAAGCUACGAGCGCGCUGCCAGCGGGGCUCCUCGGAGGCGGCGGGGCAGGCCCGAGCUGGGCUCCUGUGGCCGGGGUGGGAGGAGAAGAGGCCGCGCGGCACGGGUGAGUGCCCAGGUGAGAAGAAACAUCAGAAGCAGUUGAGGGACCAGGAAGUGGGUCCUCUAGCAAUGAGGAGACAUUCUGCUGGAUAGCUUUUUAAAAUGUUUCCUCCAAAGUCAUCUGCCUCAUUAACAACGGUUUUUGUCUUAGAAGCCUCUGAUUUUAUUAACUGACAUGACUUCUUGUUCUAUUAUGAAUACAUGCUGCUUUCAUCCUUCAAUAAGCCCAUCAUACAUUUUCAGCAUGCUGCCUAUAGGGACUUCACCAGUGCUGCCAUGCUGGCCCCAGGCUGUGAGUUGGACCCAGACCGAGAAGUGGUGAGGACAAGGCCUGAAGAUGUGCCUGCUUCCCCUUCACCUUCCACCAUGAUUGUAAGUUUCCUGAGGCCUCCCAGCCAUGCUUCCUGUACAGCCUGUGGAACUGUGAUGACUAUUCACAUAGUAGAGAGAAUGGCUUCAGUUAUACCUGUCUCCAAUAGUUCCAUGAGAUCUGACAGGAAUACAUAUGUUGGAAAAAGGUUUGUUCAUGUUAAAAAUCCUUACUUGGAUUCGAUGGAUGAAGACAUUCUCUAUCACUUGGAUUUGGGAGCAAAAACACACAACCUACCAGCAAUGUUUGGAGAUGUAAAGUUUGUCUGUGUCGGUGGGAGCCCCAACAGAAUGAAAGCAUUUGCACUGUUUAUGCACAAGGAGCUCAGGUUGGAGGAAGCUGAAGAAGACAUAAAAGACAUCUGUGCUGGGACAGACAGAUACUGUAUGUACAAAACCGGGCCUGUGCUCGCCAUCAGUCACGGCAUGGGCAUCCCCUCCAUUUCUAUUAUGCUUCAUGAACUCAUCAAAUUACUCCACCAUGCACGGUGCUGUGAUGUCACCAUUAUUAGAAUUGGUACAUCAGGGGGAAUAGGGAUUGCCCCAGGGACUGUGGUAAUAACGGAUAUAGCUGUAGACUCCUUCUUUAAGCCCCGGUUUGAACAGAUCAUUUUGGACAACAUCGUCACUCGAAGUACUGAACUUGACAAGGAACUGUCUGAAGAACUGUUCAACUAUAGCAAAGAAAUCCCCAAUUUCCCAACCCUCAUCGGACACACAAUGUGUACCUAUGAUUUUUAUGAAGGCCAAGGCCGACUAGAUGGAGCACUGUGCUCCUUUUCCAGAGAAAAAAAGUUAGAUUACUUGAAGAGAGCAUAUAAAGUUGGUGUCAGGAAUAUCGAAAUGGAAUCUACAGUGCUUGCAGCUAUGUGUGGACUCUGUGGUCUAAAAGCUGCUGUGGUCUGUGUGACACUUCUCGACAGACUCGACUGUGAUCAGAUCAACUUGCCUCAUGAUGUCCUGGUGGAGUACCAGCAACGGCCUCAGCUCCUAAUCUCCAACUUCAUCAGACGGCGGCUUGGACUUUGUGACUAGACGUCCUAACUGGGCAGCCCAACCCUCCCCUGAAAGUUUGUAGCUCAAGUUGUAAUGGGAAAGUCAUAUUUUAUUUGCGGCAUUUUUACAUAGUUCUCAUCCACAUGCUAAAUGGAAAGACUUUAUGAAAUCCUCUCUUAAAAAGGAAUUUAUUGUAAAAGAAUUUAAUACACUAAAUUAAAUUCAAAUUUCAUUUUAGAAUAAGUUAACUAAAUCAGUCUAAUAAUUAAAAUUUUAAAACUCCUGGAUUAUGACAUUUGGAGUUUCAUAUGCAGCAUUAAUUAAGCUCACAUCAAAAUAGACCAACCAUUUGCAGAUACAGUUACCAGUCACUCUGUUUCUGAAACCAAUCCAGAAAUUCAUGUUAGAACAUUGUCAGGCACUUCUAGGUAUUGGACAAGUGACAGAAACCGAUCAUCCAUAUUCAAAAUAUUUACAGAAAAAAGUGUCAGUGAAAUGUAGGUCUAUAUGGAAAAGUUACCAUUAGGAAAAUAUGGCCAUACUUCUUUUUUACCCCUGCACAAUUUCAGUGCACCACAGAAUAGGAUUCAAGAUUUACAUAUGCCUGUUUGUGAUUUUAUCUCAGAAUAUAACAACUCUGGAUUACAUUUUCCUCUCAAUUGAAAACCCUCAGUAAUGCAAAGAAAGGCCUUCCUUUUUCUUCAGAAUCACAAGUGACUGAAUUGCCUUCUAGUCAUUUUUUCUUGUAAAAAAAGUGUUUUGAGGAGGCUGUAUUUUUUAUUUCAUUUCAAUAUUAACCAAAUAGGCUGAGAAAUUCAUAGCAAUUGAAUUAAGACUUGAGUUCAAGAUGUUAAAGGAAUCCUUUUGUGUGACUUGUCCAGACCGGCCUAUUGCCCUACCCGUUUGAUUCUCUGGGAGGCAUGGUGCUCCUCCUGGCUGCACAUGCUCUCUGUGAACUGACUGCAUCUUGGGUUCUUCUCAAUUUGACACACUUGGGAGUUGGAAUGACUGGAUGGGGGAUGGGUGGAGGAUGACUGGCACACUUGUAUAGUAUGUAAUGUUGUGUACAUAUUAUUUAUACGGUUGUGGCUCAAGUAAAGUUUAAUUCCAACACAGUACAGAUUAUUUGGGUCCCAGAGCCAUUGUCACACAUGACCGAAUAGAGGCUUGGGGCAGGAAACAUGUCCUAGGCCAGUUGAGUCUGAAUUGGCCUGCUCCUGGGUGGGGAAUGGCUUUCUCUUUUAAGCAAUGACAAUAAACAAGAGGUAUUUAUCAUCACCUAUAAACAACCCCCCAAGAGGUACAUUGGUUUGUGAACUUCUUUUUGGCACUAGAGACACUUUAAGUGCCGUUUUCAGGGUAUCCCAAUAAUUGACCAUCAAAUUCAAAGAUCAGAGCUAAAACCAAGCUAGAAUAGCAUGGCCGUCAUUUUCUGAUGGGAUUUUUACUUUGUUUCAUGUUUUUUUAGACCAUGUACUGCAAACCACCUCAGAGAGGCUUCAGUUUGAACUUUUAUCUGCCUGCUCCUGGACAAUCUUUUUUUUUUUUUUUUUUUUUUAACAGGGAGAAGGAGAGGCUAUGAGAGGGAGAAGAAUGAAAUAAUUACAGUUAAUCUUCUUCUUAACUCCUGCGAGGAGUGUGUGUGUGCGCGCAGGUGCGUGCAUGCAUGCAUUUUUGUCUGUGUGUUCCUCACUGGUAUUUCCUAUCUCAGUAAACCAUAUCGCUUGCACAAGCCAGAAACCUGGGAAACCCCUGUGAUGAUUCUUUCUCCUUAAUUCCCACAGCCAGUCAAUCACUAAGUCUUAUUAAUUGAUCCUCCUAAAUAUUUCCCCAGUCUGUUCAUUUCCUUCCAUCUUUUUGGCACCCAUCCUAGUCCAGGCCACCAUGAUCUCUCCUCCAGAUCACUGAGGAAGCCUCGCUCCUGAUCACUCUGCCUCCAUUCUUGAAGUUUGAUUGGGUUAUUUUCCUGCUUCAAAGCCUUCACAUUGGUCUUAGAAUGAAGACCAAAGCCCUCUGCGCAGCUUAGGCAUUCCCGACUGGGCCCAGCUUGGUAGCCCAGCUCACCUUACCCACUUCUUCCCGUUGUGUCUGCCCUCCAGGCACAUCACCCUUGGUUCUUCAGUCUUACCCAAGGCACAAAUUCACAAAGGUACAAUCCCUUGGGAAGGACUGCCAACAGAUCCAUCCAAUGGGGGUGCUUAGCUGGGGGACAAGUGGGACUGAGAUCCACCCUGUCCAGCUAGCUGUGAGACCUGGACAGGGUGAAUCUCAGUCCACCCUGAGCCACAUCAACUGAGAGGGGCCUUUUCCUGAUUUAUACAACAGUUUUAUAUGGGAUAGUGGGUACUCUUAGUGCCAAUGUCCCUUCUCAUUUCAGAGCCUUUUGCUGUCUACUCUCCCUGAAGGGCCCUCGCUUAACUCAUGCUCAUGGUUUAAAUCUCAACUCAGAGAUCCUUUCCCUUAGAAAGUCUUUCUAAUCCUCAAACCAGAUUCCUUCCAUGCUCACCUGUAGGCCCCCUCCACAGCCCCCUCGACUACUUCUUCAAAGUACACAGCUUGCAACUAUGUCAUGAUUGGGGUCAUUAUUUAAUUAAUGCCUACUGUCUACACUAUAGGGUUCUGGAGAACAAACACUGCACAUAUUUUAUUUGCUUCUAUCGCUCCAAGCACCUAAAACAUCACCAGACACAUACUAGGCACUCAAUAAAUACUUGUCAAGUGAAGAUGAAUCCUUUUCACAGCAUUUCCCUUGUAAACUCUCACUAUAAUCUCACAGUCUUUGCAAGACUCAUACUUUCCUUAUUCAGUCCUGCUCAGCACAGCUCUCCCUGGCUGUUCCGCCCGCUACAUCUCACUCUGUGGGGAGGAAAGUCCUCUGUACCUUCAGUGUUUAUCUGUGGCAGUGUCUAGAACCGCUUGUUUUCUCAUAUACACACAACUUUCCCCUCUGUCAAAACCGAGCCCCAAAUUCACCUCCUUUGGGGAGGUCUCCAACUUCAAUUUUCCCUCAAGUCAUCAUUUCUUCCCUCCUUCCUUUAGAACUAGAUUUGCACUGGGAAGACAGGAAUUUGUUCUCAUGCAGAUGCCGUGUUGAGAACAUUUAACCUUUUUCAUGUUCCUGGGCUGUCUUCAUUUGGGAGGCUCACAUUUCCUUUGUACUCUUAGCGUGUCAUAGAGUUUUGUUCUCUACAGGUAUCUUCUGACUGCUUACCUAUGCACGCUCUAGGUCUGGGCACUGGCUUUUUACCUCACCUGUAACAUGCUUCUCUACUCAUUCUCUCUUGCCCUCUUUGAACACCCUUCAAGAAGCGAAUUGGCCUGCAAAAACCCUCUUCUGGUCAUUUCUAUGUAUAUUUGUGUGCAUUUUUUGUAUGUUUUUUCCUUUGUUCAUUCAUUCAUUAUAAACAUAUAUUCCUCCUUCUUCCCCAGUAGAAUCUGAGACAGCUUACAAAGUUGAAUAACAGCACAUCAAGACAGUAUAAGUUAGAACUAACUGGGCAAGAAAAGGAAAAGCAAAGGGAAGGGGCAUCAACUGGUACAAGCCUGAAGCUUGUGCUCCUGUGCAUUCCAUAGUGUCUGUGCAUCAGCAGAACGUGGGCCCUGAAUUGGCUUGGGGCCAGCUAGUGGUUGCCUCAUAAAGAGAACAAAUUUACAACAUCUCUAAAAUAAAAAUGCAAACUAAUGAUCAGGAGAAGAACAACUAGUCCUGAUUCUAAGAGGCCACAGUGUGUAGAGAUGAGCAUGGAUCUCAGACCGCCUGGGUGUGGAGUUAGGGGAUGAGCCCCAGUUGGGGGUCAGUGUGUUCAUUCCAGGACACCGCCCUGAGGUUCUCAACAUGGGUGCAUACUAGGAUCACCAGGGAAGUCUUUUGAAAACA
This is a messenger RNA of Symphalangus syndactylus (siamang), 5505 nucleotides long. RefSeq names its product uridine phosphorylase 2 (gene UPP2). Lineage: Eukaryota; Metazoa; Chordata; Mammalia; Primates; Hylobatidae. The record is from RefSeq and is a predicted model, not a curated record. Gene Ontology annotation, cellular component: cytoplasm; cytosol. Gene Ontology annotation, molecular function: uridine phosphorylase activity. Gene Ontology annotation, biological process: uridine catabolic process; nucleotide catabolic process.